Molecule: messenger RNA, 959 nt
Organism: Strigops habroptila (Kakapo)
Lineage: Eukaryota; Metazoa; Chordata; Aves; Psittaciformes; Psittacidae
Gene: EMG1
Product: EMG1 N1-specific pseudouridine methyltransferase
Exons: 6
Coding region: 53-757 (234 amino acids)
Biological process (GO): rRNA base methylation
Cellular component (GO): nucleolus; small-subunit processome
Molecular function (GO): rRNA binding; rRNA (pseudouridine) methyltransferase activity
Source: RefSeq, a predicted model, not a curated record
GGGCGGCCUGAGGGCGGUGCGUGGGCGGUGCCGCCCAGGCGGCGGGGACAAGAUGGCGGCGCCGCGGAGGACGCGUGAGGAGAAGGAUGAGGAGGGAGCGGCUGCGGAGGGUUCGCUGGAGGCGAAGCGGCCCCGCGGGCAGCGGCGGCUCCUGGUGGUGCUGGAGGGGGCGAGCCUGGAGACAGUGAAGGUGGGGAAGACGUUCGAGCUCCUCAACUGCGACAAGCACAAGGCGCUGCUGCUGCGGAACGGCCGGGACCCCGCGGAGGUGCGGCCGGACAUCACCCACCAGAGCCUCCUGAUGCUCAUGGACAGCCCGCUGAAUCGGGCUGGGCUCCUGCAGGUUUACAUCCAUACCCAGAAGAAUGUUCUAAUCGAAGUCAAUCCCCAAACCAGAAUCCCGAGAACUUUUGAUCGGUUCUGUGGUCUUAUGGUUCAGUUGCUGCACAAGCUCAGCGUUCGAGCAGCCGAUGGGCCUCAGAAGCUGUUGAAGGUGAUUAAAAACCCAGUGAGUGACCAUCUCCCUGUGGGCUGUUUGAAGUUAGGUACCUCUUUUGCAGUCCCAAAGGUGUCAGAUCUGCGUGAACUGGUUCCUAUAGCAGAGCCAGUUGCCAUUGUUGUGGGAGCUUUUGCCCACGGCUCGGUCAAUGUUGACUAUACAGAAAAGAUGGUUUCCAUCAGCAACUACCCCCUCUCUGCUGCCCUGACGUGUGCUAAAAUUACCACUGCCUUUGAGGAAGUCUGGGGAGUAGUAUGAGUUUCUGCUGCUGCUGUGGUGGACUUCUGUGCAGUGACUCCAUAUUCUGGAAGGGCUCUUUCACUUAGGGGAGGACCUGGUGCAACUUUGGGCUCCUGGAAGGGAAAAGGCAUCAAUUUCUCCUUGUAGCUUCUGGAGCAAUGAGACUGAACGGACUGCCCCACUCACCCUUUUUCCUCCUAUUAAAGGCCAUUUUUGAUAA